Messenger RNA from Mesorhabditis belari, 363 nucleotides. The record is from the annotation of a GenBank genome assembly. NCBI's taxonomy places the organism in Eukaryota, Metazoa, Nematoda, Chromadorea, Rhabditida, Rhabditidae.
AUGGACAUCUUCACUCUUCUAUUCUUUCUAUCGACUGUGCAUCUGAGCUAUCAAGAGGUUGCCGACCUUAACACUCUUUGUGACCAAGUUGGCGUUCUCUUCAACAAAGGAUGCAGUGGAUUGACUGCUAAAGUGCUUGGACUUCCCUACAAGACGACCCGAUACUAUCGCUACGGAGCAUCAAUCGACGACUAUAGUCUUGCUCAAGGAACUCUCGUUGGAUGGCCCGGUCAUGUUGCUUUUUAUGCUGGUGGCGCAUGUGGACGUGGUUGUGAGUUUGUCAACGUCCAAGGGCCAGGCCAUGUCGCGAGAUGCCAGCGUUCACUCGGAUCCGGAGUUCGUUUCGCCUAUUACAAUUACAAU